Messenger RNA from Trachymyrmex cornetzi, 477 nucleotides. Its product is annotated as protein FAM107B-like. The record is from RefSeq and is a predicted model, not a curated record. Lineage: Eukaryota; Metazoa; Arthropoda; Insecta; Hymenoptera; Formicidae. The transcript has a single exon. The annotation marks the transcript as partial.
UCGGUGAUUACUAACGGUCUCAAGUGCGACUCGGACGACAUCGAUGGUUUGACAAACAAAAGAAAAAUAGCACCGGCUCUGGACGUGCCGCCUCCAUCACCGGCUCCUCACAUGAGACCAGACGGCCUGAUCUUGCAGAGGAAAUCAUAUAACCCUUGCCUUACCUUCGCUAAUCAUAAGGACUUUCACAGGGAGUUACUCUUCAACCAGAAAAUCGGCAAUAACGUCUUGAACCAGAAAAGUGAGCUGUAACGUGCUCUGGAAAAACAGAGGGAAACUGCGUCAAGGAGGAAAGCUGAGAGGAUCUGUGAGGAAAGUUACAAGGACGAUCCCAAGACUACCUUGCAAAGGGCGAUCGAGCAGAGAGCAAGACACAUUCAACUAACGCAGGAGUAAUCGCGAACGACAACGGAGUCGCCGAGCAACCUCUUAAUUACGGCGAGAGCGAAGCUGAGGCCGCGCACCGAAUCUCAAUGA